UAUUCAUCCCAUGAUAACGGUAUUUACUGACCACCAUUUUUCUAACGUUUAAUUGAUGGGAUUAAUUUUACUACUGUGAGAAAAUGGUAAAUAUCCAGAGCCUCCUUGUCUGAGAUCUCGAAAGUUUUUUCCGACUCCAUGAAUCUGAAGAAAAAUGCCUAGUUUUUAAGUUUUUCUCCUUUUGAGUGAAAUGGGAUUUCAUUCCAAAACAAAUUUUGGAUUUGAAACUUUUAAGCAGCGCGUGAUGAAGAAAUAAAUUAUGCAGGUUUAUUUGUGUUAUUUUGUCUUUGUUAACAAAAUUCUACCUCCAGUUUUAAUUAUAAAUCUGAUUUAUAAUUUUUAAAUAAAAUUUUAUAAUUAAAACUUGAGGUAAUAUCUCAUGACUCAAAUAUGAAGUUAUAAAUUUUUUUAUUCAAUUAUUUGUUAGGGCGGAGUCGCUGCGGUUGAGGCUCGUGGGAGAAAGGCGACGACAAGACGAUGAUAAGCGUGGGUUUGGGUCAGCUCUGCGUCACCCGCGCUGCUUCCUCCCUCGUGGUUAGCUCUUCUCUGCUUCCCUCUCCUUUCCCAGCCGCUUCUGUCUCCAUUCGCCCUCCUUCUCCUUCCUCUCUCACCCUUCUCAGAUCCCAAUCUUCUCCGCGCUCUCAUCAACUUCCCCAGAAUCCUGAUGAUGAUGAUGCCCAACUUGAAGACCUCAGGGUUCCUCUCCACUGGCUACUUCCACCCAACGCCUUCCAGGUCACAGACGUGCGAUUUGAAAUCAAAAUCUCUCAGUUCACCCAAAAAAAAAAAAAUUCAAAAUCUCUUGUGGAUGCAUGGCAUUGUUCAUGGAAGGAAUCAGAGUGGCUGAGAGUUACGCUGCAUAAAUGGUUGGAUGACGAAUAUUGUCCGGAGGAGACUAACGUGGAGAUAAGCAAAGUUGCCGCCCAAUCAUACUACAAAUCUUUGCUAGAGAAGCAAACAGACUUGGGUGAGAUUUUGUUGAAGAUGGCCAGAGAGCUGGAGUCUAUUUCCUAUCAAGAAAGCUUUCAUGGGGCGUUCUCAUCUGCAAAUGCAGCAAUCAAUCUGAUCGCUCAAAGAAUCGAAGACUCCUGCCAGUCAACCUGAGCGCUCACUCAGGUCUAAUAGGCUGAAUUGGAUUUGAUUGCCUGGUUUGG
Molecule: messenger RNA, 1154 nt
Organism: Neltuma alba
Lineage: Eukaryota; Viridiplantae; Streptophyta; Magnoliopsida; Fabales; Fabaceae
Exons: 3
Coding region: 478-1104 (208 amino acids)
Source: RefSeq, a predicted model, not a curated record